Messenger RNA from Aspergillus niger, 1827 nucleotides. RefSeq lists its product as uncharacterized. The record is from RefSeq and is a predicted model, not a curated record. Lineage: Eukaryota; Fungi; Ascomycota; Eurotiomycetes; Eurotiales; Aspergillaceae. The transcript has 3 exons. The annotation marks the transcript as partial.
CCUCCCUCCCUCAUCCUUCUCCCCCCCCUGUGCACCAUACUUCCUACUAUUAUCUUGCUAUUGCUACUCUUAGUGCUACUUUUAUUUCCCUGUUUCUAUACUGUAUUGUUCCUUCCUCGUGUUUUUGUGUGGUUAUCGGUAUACUACUUUACUACUACUACUUCCAUUAUCGCCUAUCGUUCUCCUAUUUCCAUUGUACCCCUACUACACUUUUUGACCACCUUCCUUCCCUUCUUUUUUUCCGACUACGCAGCUAUGCCUUAUAAUACACGUCGCAAGUCGCUGUCGCUCCCCUCCUUGGGAAUUCAUCUCCCUAAUACAUCUCGCCGCUCCCCCUCCGCCACAAAAUCGCCUCACGCGACCGAUGACCAGCUCCCUCCCUCCAAGAAAGUGAAGCGGUCGCACGACUCGGCAUACUCGCUAUCUCCCGAGCCUUCCUCGUCUUCCUCUGCGCGCACUCCCGAUGGCAAGGAAUCCGCCGCUCCUCUACGUCAGAGUGGGCGGCGCGGGCCUUUGGAACAUACGCCACCGCCAUCCCCCACCGAUGGUACUGUCGCGACUAAGAUCGACACCGAGGGGAUCAAUGAUGACAUUGUGGUUGGUGUGAUUGAGCAGUUGGAAAAGACUGGAAACCGUCCUCAUUUGGUUAAGGAGUUGGCUGCCGUCCUUAUCGCGUUGAACGAGAAUGUCGCAAACUCUGCGAACCCUGCAGCUCUUUUGUCUUCUCGGUUAAGUGCCUACAUGAAGCGCCCGUGGACCGCCCUCGCGCCCUGUCCUAUAGCAAAGGAACUGGUCCCAAUCCACCCGCGCAAAGUGUACUACUACCUGACGACAUUGCCCCGUCAGCCUCUCCCAGAGAACUCGGACGAUGUUAUCAUUCCUGGGGUAGAGGGCAAGGAUAUCACUCCCAGCGUCUCCAGCGCCGAUCUAGAUGAGGAAGACGCGAUGGCGCGGGAGCGGUCGCGCCUCAGCCCCAGCCCAGAGGUGGAUCUGUCGUCUCCUGACUUCGAGGAAGAGUCCAUCGACUUGGACGGUCGCAAUGGCCCCGUCGGUGCGUCAAGAUCUGGCACCGACUUCAACGACCAUCACCACGCGCGUUUGAUGCACUCCAACCGUGCUGCCUCCCCGCCAUUGGAGGGAGACGAGAAGGAAUUCACACAAACUGCUAGCGCCGUGCGCGAGCGGGCCUCGGAGCAAAAAGGAGGCCAGCUUCAGAUUCCGGGAGGUGGCUUUUCUGCCCUCUCGGAAGGCCUGAGCGAGUUGCAUGAUGGAGCGAUGAGCAUUUCUGAUUCCGUCGAGGACAGCCCUCUCUCCUCCAUUAGCGGUGAUCGCAUGUCGGACGACCAGGAUGGCGACUACUUCUCGCACAACGCAUACCAGCAGCAGUCCCCUCUGCAAGAUCAUCUCCAGCAGCAGCAGGAUUUCGAUGACGCUGCUGUGGCCACUCUCUUCGGCACCUCUCCCUCCCCCUCCCUCACAUCUGUUGCCUCAUCCAUCUCGUCUGGCACGAGCGUGGCUUCCGAUGACGGGCUGGAUGGCGAGACGCAACCCGAGACCGUCGGACGCACCCCUCAGAUCAGCCUCCCAGAGGAUCUGACCGUCCCCCCGGUAUCGGCGCUCAAACGUUCCAUCGACAUGCUGAACAGUGGGCUUCCUGACCUGGACAUGAAGAUGUCCGAUCUCAAUGAGCAGGACGAUAAACUGCCUCUGGGAGCCAGUGCCUUUGCCAGCCAGGAUGUCGAGAUGGUCUUUGAUUCGUGGCGAGAGCUGCAGAGUCCCGAGACCGUGGAAGUUGAUGAGCUGGACGAGAUGUUCGGGGAAAUCUGA